CAGUUUGAUCUAAUGUUCAGGGUCACGCCAUCACGUGGGACACUGAGACGAAUUUGAGGGUCCAUGUUGACUCCUGCGGUGCUGUCUCUCGUCGAAUGUUCUGCUAGCAAGUAAGGCUUACAAUGGGACUUACAAUGACGGGCAGGUCGUGGCAGGAGAUUCGCGAUGCGAAAAGAGCUGAGCAGGCUGCUCGCAUACCGUCGGAGUGGAAACUCAAGCAAAGUCCACCUGAAGAAACGAGGGACCUCCGUCCUUAUGCCUACGAAUCAGGCAUUCUAUCGGACAAAGAGUUGGAAAUUACUGAUCUGGACGCCACGUCUCUGAUCGAAAGAAUCGCCAAUGGAAACUACUCGGCCGUUGAGGUGGUGACAGCCUACUGCAAACGUGCAGCAAUCGCUCAGCAACUAACUAGUUGCUUGACCGAGAUCGCAUUCGCCGAGGCCAUCGAAAGAGCAAAAACCCUUGAUGAGCACUACAAAACGACCGGAAAGGUCGUCGGGCCUCUCCAUGGUGUUCCCAUGAGUUUCAAAGAAUGCUUCAACCUCAAGGGAUACGACUCGAGUAAUGCUUAUAUCUCGAAAUGCUUCAACCCUGCGCAGUAUGACGCAUACCUGAUUGAAAUCUUCAAAGAUGCUGGCGCAGUCCCUAUUGCAAAGACUAACAUCCCACAAACGAUGCUCGUAGCCGAGAGCGACAACAACGUCUUUGGCAGAUCCAAGAACCCAGUAAUUGCACACCUCAGCUGUGGUGGCUCAAGUGGUGGCGAAGGGGCUCUGAUGGCAUAUCACGGAAGCGCCAUUGGCAUUGGCACAGAUGUUGGAGGUUCAAUCCGGAUACCCGCUGCGUGCAAUGGCGUCUACGGCUACAAGCCUUCCGCGGGACUUCUUCCAAUGCUGAAGUACGCAAAUUCCACGUGGCUCGGGCUCAACACGGGUAUUCCUGCCGUGUGUGGUCCUCUUGCUCGCUCACUGCGAGACUUGGAACUCCUUACUAGAGUAGUCCGUAAGGCCCAGCCAUGGCUUGAAGAUCCAGCAAUUAUGCCCCACGUGUUUGAAGCGGGGGCAGUGGACAGGAAACCUGUCGUUGGUGUGAUCUACUCAGCAGAUACUCUGACACCACAUCCUCCAAUUCGGCGAGCGCUUCGCGAGACAGCCGCAAAACUUGAAGCUGCCGGUGUGCAGGUGAAGGAAUUUAAGCCAGCAAGCUAUGCAGCAAUCAACGAAGUCACCAGGCAAUUAUUUACCCUAGACGGACUCUCAUAUGCCAAGCGUGAGUUGGCGCAGUCAGGAGAGCCACUGGUGCCUGCCGUACGGACGAUAGGACACUGGGACGUGCCUGCGAAGACCUCUGAGGAGAACUGGGCCUGGAAUGCGAAGAAGCAAGCAUUGCAGAAAGAAAUGCUCAAUAGAUGGCGUGCAGCUGGAAUAGACAUUGUGCUUUGUUCGGCUGGAGCGCACACUGCUCCUCGCCCAGGACAAUGGGCGGAUGAUUCCUAUACAGUGGCUUGGAAUGCAGUGGACUAUCCGGCGAUUAUCAUGCCAGUCACCCAUGUGGACCCGUCUAAAGACCCGAAAGAUAUACUGGAAAAGCCGCUAUCACAAAUGGAUGCAGAGUUUUACGAAAGGUACGACCCAGAGCUUAUGGCAGGGUCGCCUGUGGCUCUGCAGCUGGUGGGACCUAGACUGGGCGAUGAACAGUUGCUCAAAGAUGCCGAGCUGGUUGAUAGAAUACUUAAGCAGUAGUCUACCCCAUCAUAGUAGCUUCAAACAAGGUCGAGUCUUAAAAGGUUAUGAUACCUUUCAAAUAAAUCUCGAAGUACCUGCUUUUGAGUCAUGAUCUCCCUAUUCCGUAUGACAGGGUUCAUAUGGAGCAGCACACUGGCAAAGCAUGGCGAAC
Messenger RNA from Exophiala viscosa, 1896 nucleotides. Its product is annotated as amidase. Lineage: Eukaryota; Fungi; Ascomycota; Eurotiomycetes; Chaetothyriales; Herpotrichiellaceae. The record is from RefSeq and is a predicted model, not a curated record. The coding region runs from base 123 to 1742 and encodes 539 amino acids. The transcript is spliced from 3 exons.